Messenger RNA from Rhincodon typus (whale shark), 960 nucleotides. Its product is annotated as ankyrin repeat domain-containing protein 53-like. Gene Ontology annotation, cellular component: spindle pole. Lineage: Eukaryota; Metazoa; Chordata; Chondrichthyes; Orectolobiformes; Rhincodontidae. The transcript has a single exon. Gene Ontology annotation, biological process: regulation of mitotic cytokinesis; regulation of mitotic spindle organization; positive regulation of microtubule polymerization. The record is from RefSeq and is a predicted model, not a curated record. Bases 1 to 960 code for a protein of 319 amino acids.
AUGGAAUCCAUUGCCAACAAAUCCUACAGACUGUGGUUAGACAAGAAGCAACUUUCCCACCUUCUGAGGCUAUCGAGCAGCUUUGUCAAGCCACGGGCAACGACAGCCGAUCACGUGACCAGUCAGCUGAGGGAGUCGGUGAAGAUCGACGGGAGGAGUGGCGAUUGGGCUAGUUACAAACUGGUGCCCUUCACCAAACAGACAGGGCCUUGCCGACCCAAGGGGAAAACACAGAGGGAAAAGUCAGAUGGGAGCAAAGAUACGAAGAAGGGAAGGGCCCACCCAUUCCCGGAGCCGAAAACCGGGACCUGCUCCACUCUCCGUCAGGGUGUCUGCUGGCCAAAGCCAAUUUGGAACCCCAGCACCAAUCCCUCUUCCCCUCCUACGGCUGAUACCUCCAGACAGAUAGGAGGUGAUCAGCAAAUCAACCUGAACUUAAUGCUGCAGCAGCACGAUUUUGGGAUCUUGUACGAGUUAGUGCGCAACCAGCUGGGCCAGCUCGUGCUGAAGACCAAAGUUGGGGAUAAGACCUGGCCAUUACCCAGCCUGCCCCUCAACACCAUCAAGCAGGAACUGUUCCCCCAUUGGGUCGACCAGCGAAUAAGGAUUCCUGACGAAUUCAUGGCAGUCGACGUCCUCAAACUUCCCAAGAAGCGGCGCACAGGCAAAGACAAGGCCGUGAUAGACAUGUACCUGCGUGAGUGGGUAAAGCAGGACAUGUCCUGUCAGAUAUCUUCACUCUCCAGCCACCAAACAGAGGCCACCAGUCCCACAACAGGGACCAGCCCAGCGCAGCUUUCAAACCAUCACUACUUACUUCAAAGGGGCAGAAAAUGCUACAGCCUCAAACCCCCAGAAAUACACCGCGCUCAGUUGAUCCAGUCAGAGUCCCAGUCCGGAGACAAGAGCUCUGUGAUACAGGCAGACACACCCAAUCCUGCACUGUCACACCAGGGCUAA